Messenger RNA from Camellia sinensis, 1425 nucleotides. NCBI's taxonomy places the organism in Eukaryota, Viridiplantae, Streptophyta, Magnoliopsida, Ericales, Theaceae. The record is from RefSeq and is a predicted model, not a curated record.
UUUCUUUUUCUUUUUUUGUGGCUGAUUUGUUCAAUUGAAAACCAACAGAUACUAUGGCAAGGUAUGGAUGGACUUGACGGACCAUGUUUGUCUGGUACAUGCGUUUACAUAAAGAGAAAGGCACUCUACGGAAGUCUCAUGAAAGAAGAUGUUGAUAUCAUAAAACUUAAAGAGUCUUUCGGCUCUUCCAAUGACUUCAUCAAAUCCCUUGGCCGACAUUACAAGCUAAAUCAUGGCGACAUUUGGAGUAAAAUGUUGAUCAAAGAAACCCAAAUUUUAGCAUCUUGUGCAUAUGAAAAUCAAACCAAAUGGGGCAAAGAGGUGGGUUUCUUGUAUUUCUCAGUAGCGGAAGAUUACUUCACAGAUUUUAUCAAUUUACAUGGCAAAGGUUGGAUUUCAGUGUAUUGUGAUCCGGCAAGGCCGGGUUUUUUGGGCUCCAGCACCACAAAUCUAAGUGAUCUGUUGGUUCAGGGCACCAGAUGGAGUUCUGGUUUGGUUGAGGUUGCCAUCUCAAGGUUCUGUCCUCUUAUUUAUGGCCCAAAACAGAAGAAGAAGAAGAUAUCUGUUCUUGAGAGGAUGUGUUAUGCAGAACUUGCAUUCUUUCCUUUCUAUUUCAUUCCAUUGUGGUGCUUUGCUACCAUUCCUCAGCUCUAUCUUCUCAAUGGCAUUCCCUUGUACCCUGAGGUUUCAAGCUCGUAUUUCAUUGUAUUUUCAUUCAUUUUCGUCUCAUCCCAAUCCAAACACAUCCAAGAGAUCUUCUCAACUGGAGGUUCAAUCCAAACAUGGCGCAAUGAACAGAGAAUGUGGAUGAUAAAGUCAGUCACAUGUCAUCUCUAUGGAAGUUUGGAUGCUUUCAUAAAGAGAAUGGGUAUGAGAGAAGCUAGUUUUUUACCAACCAAUAAAGCUGUUGAUGAUGAGCAACUCAAGAGAUACCAAAUGGGUAAAUUUGAUUUCCAAGCAUCAAACAUGUUGAUUGUUCCAGCGGUUGCCUUGGUGAUUCUAAACCUAGUAUCCUUGUUUGGAGGAGUUACUAGGAUGGUGGUUAUCAAUGGAAGUUUCAAUGAGAUGCUUGUGCAAGUUGGUUUGUCAUUUUUCAUUGUAUCAGUGAGCUACCCUAUUCUUGAAGGGAUGGUGGUGAGGAAGGACAAGGGUAGGGUUCCAAUUUCUGUUUCUAUUUUGUCUGCUGUGAUUUCCUUGAUUUACUUGCUUUUGGGAUCUCUAAUUAUCAUGUAUUGGUGACAAGUAGAUCGUGUAGUUGGGUUAGAAGUUUUGUAUUAAUGUAUCGCAAUGCUGUUAGUAUUUUGAUUUUAGUUCUUUUCUUCCUAAGAUGAGGAAAUGUACAACUCGAUUGAAAAUGUAUUAUAUGGCCCACAGUAGGUUUAAUUCUUCUAUCCUUUCUUUGAAAUUCAUAAUUAUUCAUAACUA